AUGGUUUUUCCUGCAACGCUGACACCAGCUCAUCCUGUGUCAUUAAAUGCAACUUUUAUUGUCUAUGAACAUGCACAUGCCAAUAUUACCACUCCGUUGAUCUUGGUCCAUAAGGGCACAGCUCAGCUCCUGAAAUACCAUUUGGGUGCCAUGGUUACUACUGAGAUAGCUCCUUUGACAAUCAAUAGUACACCUGCCCUCCUGUUACAAGGCUUCACAAGCUUGAAUCUACCACUCCAGAUCAUUCUUUCUGCUGCCAUGAUAUUUAUUUUCCUUAUUUCUUUUGUUGGUAAUCUUGUCGUCUGCCUUAUGGUCUAUCAGAAGACUGCAAUGCGAUCUGCAAUUAACAUUCUUCUAGCUAGCUUGGCUUUUGCAGACAUGCUGCUAGCUGUGCUGAACAUGCCUUUUGCUCUGAUAACCAUCAUCACUACGCAGUGGAUUUUUGGGGAUGUCUUCUGCAGAGUCUCCGCCAUGUUCUUCUGGCUGUUUGUCAUCGAAGGAGUUGCCAUACUACUCAUCAUCAGCAUUGACAGAUUCCUUAUAAUAGUUCAAAGACAGGACAAGCUGAAUCCUCGCCGAGCAAAAGUCCUCAUCGCUGCUUCAUGGCUCGUGGCCUUUGUUGUGGCUUUUCCACUCUCUGUGGGGAACCCCAGCUUACAAAUACCUUCCAAAGCACCUCAGUGUGUAUUUGGCUACACAACAGACCCUGGUUACCGCGCCUAUGUAGUGGUGGUGGUUUUGGUCUCCUUUUUCAUUCCAUUCCUCGUAAUGUUAUAUUCUUUUAUGGGCAUCCUCAAUACUGUACGGCACAACGCGGUUCGUAUCCAUAGCCACCCGGAUAGCAUAUGCCUCAGUCAAGCUAGCAAGCUUGGUCUCAUGAGCCUCCAGAGACCCUUUCAGAUGAAUAUUGAUAUGAGCUUUAAAACUCGUGCCUUCACCACCAUAUUGAUUUUGUUCAUUGUCUUCAUAAUUUGCUGGGCCCCCUUCACCGCCUACAGCCUUAUUGCUACAUUUAACAGCCACUUUUAUCACAAGCACAACUUUUUUGAGAUAAGCACCUGGCUCCUUUGGCUCUGCUACCUCAAGUCUGCUCUGAACCCACUCAUCUACUACUGGAGAAUCAAGAAAUUUCAUGAUGCGUGUUUAGACUUAGUGCCCAAGUACUUCAAGUUUUUGCCACAGCUACCUGGUCAAGCUAGAAGACGUAUCCGACCUAGUGCCGUAUAUGUGUGCGGGGAGCACCGGUCAGUAGUGUAAGCCUCGUGGCAAAUGGACACUUAUUCUUUUCUGAUGUAUGCCUGUUUUAGUGGGGUUUUUUAAAUGGCUUCUUUAGCUGUCAGAUUUAUAAUUUUUAGAAUUCACAUUCAACUUGAAGAAGGAGAUAUUUCUUGGGCUUUUCUACCAGAAUGUAACUAUA
Molecule: messenger RNA, 1417 nt
Organism: Protobothrops mucrosquamatus (brown spotted pit viper)
Lineage: Eukaryota; Metazoa; Chordata; Lepidosauria; Squamata; Viperidae
Gene: GPR63
Product: G protein-coupled receptor 63
Exons: 1
Coding region: 1-1257 (418 amino acids)
Biological process (GO): G protein-coupled receptor signaling pathway
Cellular component (GO): membrane
Molecular function (GO): G protein-coupled receptor activity
Source: RefSeq, a predicted model, not a curated record